Microstroma glucosiphilum is the source of this 1964-nucleotide messenger RNA. RefSeq names its product WD40 repeat-like protein. Gene Ontology annotation, molecular function: phosphatidylinositol-3,5-bisphosphate binding; phosphatidylinositol-3-phosphate binding; protein binding. The transcript has 5 exons. Gene Ontology annotation, biological process: autophagy of mitochondrion; nucleophagy; protein lipidation. NCBI's taxonomy places the organism in Eukaryota, Fungi, Basidiomycota, Exobasidiomycetes, Microstromatales, Microstromataceae. Gene Ontology annotation, cellular component: extrinsic component of membrane; fungal-type vacuole membrane; phagophore assembly site membrane. The record is from RefSeq and is a predicted model, not a curated record. The coding region runs from base 468 to 1805 and encodes 445 amino acids.
CCACCGGCACCACAAAGUACCAGCCAAGGAUCACACACCUCUGCCUCGCCCCUACCCAUCACCAUCAACAUCAAACAGCUUCACCUCACAUCCCCCAUCCACCACUCCAUUCACGAGCAUACACACACCACCUCGCUCGUAACUCACCCACCACCAACCAUCCCCGCCUUGGAUGGCAUUGCCCAACCUCCGUCGCAUCUUCUCCUCGUCCAGAACACCCCUCGAGGAACGCGCCGUUUCCAGAAGGGCAUUCUUCCGCUUCAUCACCUUCCUAGCCUCGUGCGCUACCAUUGCCCUACUCAGCUCAGCAGUAAACAAGAGGGAUAGAAGGAGAUUCCUCGUCGCCUCUGCAGCAGCAGCAGCAGCAUCACCUGCCUACUCGUAGCCUCCCAGCCUCAGUUCUAGACUAGUUCAGCGCUGCCCAGUCGGCCACAUACCCCCCUCUCUCCUCCACUUCAUACCCAGCCAUGUCUCGAUUGCUGGGUGCAAACCCACACAAGGCAAGCAAUGACCUCUUUUCGGUAAACUUCAACCAGGAUGCAAGCUGUGUAGCGGUAGGCACACGGACGGGCUACUCCAUCACAAAUUGCGAGCCCUUUGGCAAAGUAUAUUCAAAGAAUGUGGGGCCAGUAUCGAUAGUGGAGAUGCUCUUCUGCACCUCCCUCGUCGCAAUCGUAGGUACGGCCGAUUCAGGACCUAGCGCAAGCCCACGGAGAUUGCAGAUCGUCAAUACAAAGCGUCAAUCCACCAUCUGCGAGCUCCUCUUUCCCACAACAAUCCUGGCAGUGAAGCUGAACAGGAGACGAUUGGUCGUCGUCUUGGAGGACGAAAUUUACAUCUACGACAUCAGCAACAUGAAGUUGCUGCAUACCAUUGAGACUAGCCCCAACCCACAAGCCAUCUGCGCCCUCUCCCCUUCUUCGGACCCCUGCUACCUAGCAUACCCCUCCCCUACCCCCUCGCCCUCCUCGCCGCUGGCCAAUGGCGCUCAAUCUCCGGGCGACGUGCUGAUAUUCGACCUCCUCUCUCUGCAAGUCUCCAAUAUCAUCCAGGCCCACAAGAUGCCCAUUGCCCAUCUAGCCAUGAACUCCACGGGCACCCUUCUGGCCACCGCCUCGGACAAGGGUACUGUCAUCCGCGUGUUCUCAGUGCCCACGGCCACGCCUGUAGCACAAUUCAGGAGAGGAGCCUAUCCGGCCAAGAUUUACUCCAUCAGCUUCAACGCCGUCUCCACCCUCUUGUCCGUCUCGUCAGAUACAGAAACGGUGCACAUCUACAAGCUCACAGGCGCUGGCGGAGCACCUGCUGGGUCCCCCUCCCUGUCGACAAGGUCAGCCUUGGCUUCGCCAGCGGGCGGAGGAGCCAGCUCACCGAGCCUGGGGAGCGAGGACGGCAGUGAGAAUGGUGCGGGCAGGGGAGGGUACGAAGGGAUGAUCGACGACAAGAAGAAGGGAUCUGGACUUAAAGGCUCCCUCCGCAAGCGCUCCGCCGCCCUCGGCCGGCUGGCAUCUGCCUCUGUGGGCGGCUACCUCCCCAGCACCCUCUCAAGCAUGUGGGAGCCCCAACGGGACUUUGCCUAUCUCAAGCUCCCCACUCCAGGCGUGAGCUCCGUAGUGGCCAUUUCCCCCACCACCCCGCAAGUAAUGGUAUGCACCUCCGAAGGGUGGUUCUACACUUAUAAUCUUGACUUGGAAAAGGGAGGAGAGGGGGCACUGCUCAAGCAGUACUCGCUCAUGGAGGGAGCGGCUGGUGGGGCUGCCGGGGAGGAAGGGAGUGAAGGAGCUGGGCAGGCUGGUGGAGAUUGAGGGAGCGCAGUGCGGCGCAGUGCACAUUCAAGACAAGGCGAUUGGGGAUGACAGGAUUUUGAUUGAAUGGAUUGGAAUGACUUGAUCAGUUGGAUCGAUGAUGGGGAAAGAGGAAACAAUGAAUUCUUGCUGCCCGCACACACACACACAAUCCCCCCC